Molecule: messenger RNA, 1785 nt
Organism: Capronia coronata CBS 617.96
Lineage: Eukaryota; Fungi; Ascomycota; Eurotiomycetes; Chaetothyriales; Herpotrichiellaceae
Exons: 2
Coding region: 1-1785 (594 amino acids)
Source: RefSeq, a predicted model, not a curated record
AUGUCCUCUCCCAAAACUCGGCUGAGCAAUUUGGCCAACCACUUCCUUCAUCCCGGCUCGAGCUCGCAACAACAAAACAAGAGCAUCGACGAUCUGACCAUUGAUGGCCACACCGUGGGCACCCCGUCAUGGUUUAACAACCACGCCCUCUCCCCGGCCUUCUUUCUUCCCCGCGCCGCAGCCAUCGAACCCAACGCUCCCGCCAUCUACCACCGAACAGCCAACGACAAGAUCCUUCGUCGAACGUACAUUGAAUUCGCCGACCGAGCUCGCGGGUUUGCUUACUACAUCAAGAAGAAAGGGUAUAAGCGAGUGGGCAUCCUAUGCACCAACACUCCGGCCUUCCUCGAGGCCGUCUUUGGUAUUGGCGCCGCUGGGGCUAUCAACAUCGCCAUCAACUAUCGGCUGAAGAAGGAUGACAUUGCAUAUAUCUUCGACCAUGCGGACGCAGAUGCCAUUGUCGUCGAUGCCGAAUUCGUCGACCUGCUUGACGACUACAAGGUAAACCACCCCAAUGUACCUUUGAUCGUCGACACCGACACCGAUGCCAUUCAAGGCCAAUUGUGCGGUCCUUUCGACGAAGCCGUGCUUGAGGGCUUGCAGUAUGACACAUCGAGAGGGUCUCAUGGGUGGGACGCGCUCGAAACCCAGGCUGCGGAUGAACUCGCCGUUACCGCGUUGGCCUACACAUCAGGCACCACCGCUCGUCCCAAGGGCGUCGAAUAUACUCACCGAGGCGGAUAUCUAGCGGCAUUGGCCAAUGUCAUCGAGUCCGGUCUCUCGUAUCAUGAUGGUGAACGUUGCAAGUACCUGUGGACGCUACCAAUGUUCCAUGCCAUGGGAUGGACGUAUCCAUGGGCCGUGACCGCGGUGAGAGGGACACAUUACUGCCUCCGCAAAAUCGAUUACCCCGAGAUCUGGCGCUUGCUGAAAGAUGAAGGCAUCACCCAUUAUUGCUCCGCUCCGACAGUCAACACGCUUCUCUGCGCAGACUCAAAUGCUGUCAGACUGCCCAAGCCUGUCCGGGUGACGGUGGCUGCCAGUCCUCCGACGGCACAUUUGUUUGAACAGAUGACCAAUCUCAACCUGCACCCUGUGCAUGUUUAUGGCUUGACCGAGACAUAUGGGCCCAUCACAAAGGGUUAUAUCUUGCCGGAAUGGAACGAUUUCGCCAACGUCAAGGACAAAUAUGCCAAAAUGGCCCGCCAGGGUCACGGCAUCGUCACUUCUCUGCCAGUCAGGGUCAUUAAGACCGACCUACCGGAAGGGACGAUUCUGGAUGUUGAAAAGAACGGCAAGGAGAUUGGCGAGAUUGCCUUCGCCGGUAACAUUUGUGCUAGGGGAUAUUACAAGGAUGAAGCUGCCACCAGAAAGUUAUUCGCUGGUGGUGUGCUGCACUCGGGCGAUCUGGCCGUGUGGCAUCCAGACGGAGCGAUCCAAAUUCUUGAUCGUGCGAAGGACAUCAUUAUCUCUGGAGGCGAAAACAUUUCUUCGGUCGCUCUCGAGUCCAUAUUUGUCACGCAUCCGGAAAUUCUCGAAUGCGGUGUCGCCGCUGUCAGCGAUAGUCAUUGGGGGGAAAGACCCAAGGCAUUCAUCACUGUGAAGCCCGGAUCCAGUGUGACUGGAGACGACGUGAUCAAGUGGGCAAAAGAUCAUCCAGGUAUCAGUAGGUUUAUGGUGCCUCGGGAAGUCGAGAUCGUACCCGAGCUGCCCAAGACAAGCACUGGGAAGAUCAGAAAGAACGUCCUGCGGGACUGGGCCAAAGGGAAACGAGAAGAAGAGUAG